Papaver somniferum (opium poppy) is the source of this 2741-nucleotide messenger RNA. RefSeq lists its product as uncharacterized. Bases 278 to 2473 code for a protein of 731 amino acids. The record is from RefSeq and is a predicted model, not a curated record. The transcript is spliced from 4 exons. Lineage: Eukaryota; Viridiplantae; Streptophyta; Magnoliopsida; Ranunculales; Papaveraceae.
GCAUAGUUUGGAGUAUUCGAGUUUGCCAAUGUUCUUUAAAACCCCAUGGCCAUGGCAAAACAAAACAAUGUAACAUGAUCCCGGUGGGUGGGAGUGUAAAACUUGAAACAGAAGAUUAUGUCAUUACUGCCAGUAGAUUUUUUUUUUACUGCUUCCACAGUAAAAAAAAACCUUAUGACUAAAAUACCCCUGCUAGGACCUUCUUAUCUGUAUAGAAGAUAAAAAGCAAGUAAAGUGACCCCACCAGCUAAACAGUGUACUUGAGAGAGAGAGAGAAAUGAUCAGAUCUAGGGCAAAAUUAGGACUUUCUUCUGUUGUUGUAAUGGAGGCGGCUCGUCAGGAAGCCGGUGGUGGUGAUGAAAAGAUUUGCAGAAGAAACGAUGGGAAAAUUUAUUGCAAGAAUGUUAAUGGUGACAAUAAGCUACAGUACUGUGAUAAACAUUACAAGGAUUUUACAGAUUUUUAUACAGAGAAUCCUUCUUUGCUGAUAAGUUCAAACAAGAUUAGAUUUCUACCCAAGGAGAAGAUGGAGGAGAUUGAGUUCCUGAUGAAGAAUAAGCUCCCGCUACCAGAUGAGCACUUAUGUCGUCACAAUAAUGGUACAUGGAGAUGCAAGAAUUUAAGGAUGGCUCAUAGUGUUCCUAAGACUAAGUAUUGUGAAAGACAUUACAAUUAUUAUAAGAAUCUUCGGAAGAAGAAGACAAGUAGAGAUGGUGAUGGUGCUUCUGGUAUAAAAACUAGGGAUCCCAAUUUCUCAAAAAUGAGGAACAAGGUAAUGGAAGAACAUGACCGCUCCCUUGAUGUAACAGGAAUUCAACCAGCUGCUAAUUCUUCUACUAAGAAUCCUUCUUCGAUGACUUCAAAAAAGAGAAAAUAUCUAAAGAAGAACAAGGAGGAGAUGGAGAUGAAGCUGCUUCCAGAUGAACACUUCUGUUCUCACACAUCUGGUAUAUAUAGAUGCGGGAAUUUUAGUAUGAGUCAUGGAGCGGCUGCGGAGGAUCCUAGUGUUCCUAAAAGUAGAUUUUGUGAAAAACAUUACAAUUAUUAUUCAAAUUAUUAUAACAAUCUUAAGAAGAAGAAGAAGCUUUUUAAGAAUACAAGUAGAGAUGGGGAAGGUGCAGGUACAGGUAUAGGCCCUAUAGAACCUAGGGAUUCCAAUUGCUCAAAAUCGAGGAAGAAGAUAAUGGAAGAACAUGACCGCUCCCUUGAUGUAGCAGGAAUUCAACCAGCUGCUAGUGGUGAUUUCUCUGAUAGAAUCGGGAGGACGAUGGAAAAUGUUGAAAGAGCAGAAAAGUCUGGAGAACCAGAAUCAUUGACCGGAAAUAUGGAAACAGUGGUUGAAUCGGAGAGUCUGGAGCAUCACAAAAGUAAGUGUUUUGAAUUGUCUGUGGAGUUCGAGAAGAGGAAAGUGGAGUGCACUAAACUCCAGGGUAAAUUGGCGGAGGUAGAAGAAAUUAGAAAGACUGCUGCUGCAGAUGAGACUCAACGGACACAUGCGGAUGCAUUUGAAUGUUGGAGAAAAAUGUUCUCCGAUUUGGCAGAAAGUAUGGAGUCUCGCAUUUUGGAUUUGGAGAACAUAGUCCUGAGGAUGGAUAAUAAACUUUCAACAAUGGAAGGAUAUGUAGAGUCUCGCAUUUCGAAGUUGGAGAGCCUAGUCCUGAGAAGUGGAAAGGAAAGUUCAACAUUGAGAUGUGUACAAUUGCACAGUUCUGAAAAGAUAGAUUGCGAAGCGCAGGGUUCGCAAAAUGACGUUAUUCAAAGGGGUGAAAAGCAAAGAGAUGAAAACGACAGGAAAGAUUCCAAUGUGUAUGAGUGUAAAACCAAAGAGAAGGUGCUAAAUGUGUAUGACCCUGGUAGUCUACGUGUUUUAAGUGAGGGUGAAAACGUUGAAGAGUGGAAGGGGUGGGGCUGUUCGGAGGAGAGACCAUCUCAACAUGGAUCAUCAUCUCAAGAUCAUCUGGAAAUGUAUACGGAGCCUUUUGUGCACUUGGUCUCAGAUGAGGACAGUGUUGAAAUUCUUGGCGAGUCUGAAGAUUCUGAUUCAGAAUGUUCGCUUGGGGCCCUUAUGGACAUGCUGGCAAUGAAAUAUAGGAAUACAAACGAAGACAAAGAAAUCAAAUGGAAGUUUGAGGCUGAUAUGGUUUCUUCAUUUGAAGAGGAACCUGAGCUGUGUAUGAAAGCUGUUUGUUCUCUCUAUCGACAGCAGAUAUGUGAAGACAAGGGGUUGCUCCAUAACAGCGACGCACUCAGGUGUACUACUUUGGCCAAGUUUUUAAUGGAUGAGGACUGCGAAGGUGACCUGAACAAGUCUGUCAAAGAGCUGGAGAUAUUCGAUUCUACAGCAGUUGAGGACUGCAAGAGGCUGGCUAGAAGAUACUCGACGCAGUUAUUCAGUAUUUAUCAAAAUGGAAAAGAUCCUUUUUUUCUUCCAGCUACAACUGGCGCCAUCCAUGGAGAUGAAACUGCCAAGUGAUAGAUUGUUGUGUAAGCGGACUUCACUUGUUGUACAAAUAUGAAAACGAGAACUGGUUAAUGUGGUAAGUGAUAUUUUGGUAGUUACACUUCAGGGUGUUUCGGUAGGGUGUAAAUGGAGAAAACACAACCUCUGGUUAGCUCAUGAAAUGUGCGAAAUCUAAUUACCCCUUGUAUUUUAGUUUUGUAGAAGCUAACAAGGUAGCUGACUGUGUGUUGCAUAUUUUUUUUUUAGUCAAAAAAUAAAGUACCUUUCCUGGCGCAUUCAA